This is a messenger RNA of Melitaea cinxia (Glanville fritillary), 1161 nucleotides long. Its product is annotated as UPF0764 protein C16orf89 homolog. Bases 1 to 1113 code for a protein of 370 amino acids. The transcript has 6 exons. Gene Ontology annotation, cellular component: cytosol; membrane. The record is from RefSeq and is a predicted model, not a curated record. Lineage: Eukaryota; Metazoa; Arthropoda; Insecta; Lepidoptera; Nymphalidae.
AUGUAUGGAAAGUGCCUCGUGUUGUUAACUGUGUUCGGUGUAAUAUUUGCAAUUUAUCCGUAUUUUGAUACUCAAGACUUUAUUUAUAAUGUUCCAAAGGUUUAUAGAAUCUCUAUCACGUUGGAUAAAUUGUUAGAAUAUUAUGAGAAAAAAAUGUCAAAAGACCCAGAAUGGUACAUUGCCCUUAGAAUGGCAAGAGGUCAGCUGGAGUAUACAAUAAACGAGCUGGACAAAUCAGUGCCACCUAACCUAAAGGAAAAUUUACAGAAUAUAUCGAGGAGAAUGGAUCGUAUUUGGAACAGUACUGAUUUUGCAACAUUAGUUUACCGCAGUAAAGACUACGAAUAUGUUGCCAAGGCCAUUUUUGAAAAUAUCGAUGUGUUUUCUUCGGUUCUGGAACCGAUCACAAUCGGUACGAUGGGAACGCAAAAACCGUUUCGCUUUGAUUUCGAACAAUAUGUUCAAGAGGCCAGAACAAAAAUGCCGACUAGAAAAGCAGCAGACGCUUGCAUGAUGCAAUUGCUGAUAUCUGCAAUGGAAAUGCAGACGGCACAAACCGAUGGAACCUGCGAGUUGUCUCCGGAAUGUCAAACGCAAGUAAUGCAAGGAUCUGGACUAGCAUUUCAACAAACCAGUCGAGUUCGUGCGAUGAUUCUAUCUCGUCUCUUUGAUUGUAUGGAAGGCGUUGAUAUUUCGGCGUUGAUUUAUAAGUUAUGUAUCCAAAUUUAUAAGGAAACAAAAUCUCUGGAAGCAUGGGAUCAUCCGGCUGGGACUAAAACAUUGUUUAUGCAGCAAAUAUUAUUAUGUGGAUCUCAAGGCUACGGAGAGUUUAUAAAACCACGAUGGAUGAAUAAAAUAUUGUCAUGGCAAGAGCCGAAAGGAUGUUAUGCAGAUAACCGUCAGCCGUUUUUGAAACUUAGCGGUUUUGUAGGACCUGCAUCAUCACCGCCGCCAAAAGACAGAGAGGAAGAAUAUCGUGUGAAGAAAGCUGCGUCGUCUGAUGGAGGUUCCUGCAAUUCUUUGACGUCAGCGAUGGCUUUGGGUUCUCUUGUAAUUUACGUCCGAGCACUACUAGAAACUGAUCAAGCAUUUCAAUAUGAUGUACUUUUAUAAGAAAUGUAUUGUGUUUAUUUCAUAAAAUAUACGAUUAGUAUAUACUUA